AUGUUUAAAAAUGAAAAAACCGGAAAAGUUGACCAGUUUCAGAGCUCUGAUAUUGUGGAUGCCCAAUGGAUAGCCCGAGCCAAUGGUCUUGGUCUCCGAGUUCACCUUAAAAAUGAUUCACUUCAUAGAUAUGAUGGAUUUGGGGAAAUUGAUGCAGAAAAAGUUGCUUCGUUUUUCAAGAGCUAUUAUGAACUAGACAUUGUUAAAAAAGACAUCUGCUACAAGGGAUAUAACUGGGGGGAUGUGGGCGACGUCCUCGAGUUGAAAGUUAAAAAUUCAUUAUGCUUCGAAAUACCGCUAAACAAUGUCUCCAACGUUACGAGUAGCAAGAACGAAGUUGUAUUUGAAUUUCAUCAGAAUGAUGAGGCUGAAGUCUGUCUUUCUGAAAUGCGUCUAUAUACCCCCGGCACUGAGACUGAGCGAGAGGGCAAGGCGUCAGAAAUCUAUGACAGAGUCAUGGAAAAAGCGGAUAUCAUCCAGGUUACCGGCGACUCAGUUGUUGAAUUCAAAGAGCUGCAAUGUUUGCAACCUCGAGGAAGAUAUGAUAUCAAACUCUACACAACAUUUAUUCAUCUCCACGGAAAAUCGUUUGACUACAAGGUCCCUAAGGAUACCAUCACUCGCUUAUUAAUGCUACCACAUCCAGACAACAGGCAAAUGUUUUUUGUAGUCCAGUUGGAUCCGCCCAUUAAGCAUGGUCAAACGCGCUAUCACUUUAUCAUUAUGGUGUUCGAUAAAGAUUCACAUGCUGAUGUCGAGCUGGCAGUUACGGAGGAAUGGAUAACAGAGAACUACGGAGACAAAUUAAGCAAGAAAAUGUCGGACCCAGAGUAUGAAGUUGUUGCUCUUCUAUUCAAAAUUUUGUUUGGACAAAAAAUCACAGUUCCUGGCUCUUUUAGGUCAAAAGCUGGUUCGAGUGCUGUGGCAUGCAGUUACAAGGCAUGCAUUGGAUUGCUUUAUCCUCUUGAGCGUGGCUUUAUUUUUGUUCCGCGACCGCCUGUUGCAGCUCGAUUUGAUGAGGUUAUUAGUGUGCAAUUUAGUCGAGGUACUGGUGCUCAACGCUCUUUUGACUUCGAGGUAGAAACGCGUAAUGGUCUUACGCAAACCUUCACUUCAAUUGAGCGAGACGAGUACCACCAUCUGUAUGAUUUUGUUGUAGCUAAGAAAUUGCGGGUCAAAAAUGUAAACGCAGGUGGCGUGGACGCCACAGUAACUGACACUUGGUCGGACGAAGAUUCAGAUGCCUCGCAUGAUGCAUAUAUGGAAAAAGUAAGUAUUUUCCUUGAUGCGUUGCCAGUUUUGUCCCAAGUUUAUGUAUGA
Molecule: messenger RNA, 1320 nt
Organism: Protopolystoma xenopodis
Lineage: Eukaryota; Metazoa; Platyhelminthes; Monogenea; Polystomatidea; Polystomatidae
Source: the annotation of a GenBank genome assembly